CGCGGACGCCAAAGUGGGCGAACCGAGCCUGAGCUGGCUGAUUCCGAGUCCGAACCUCGCGCGGUAAUCUCUGUCUGGUCGCCGCUCCGGCCCUGCCCUGCCCAGCCCGGCCCGUCCUGCCCGCCGCCAUGGCCCAAGCUGAUAUUGCACUGAUUGGACUGGCUGUCAUGGGCCAAAACCUCAUUUUAAACAUGAAUGACCAUGGCUUUGUGGUGUGUGCUUUUAACAGAACGGUCUCCAAAGUUGAUGACUUCUUGGCCAAUGAGGCAAAGGGGACCAAGGUGGUUGGAGCUCACUCCCUGGAGGAAAUGGUCUCCAAACUGAAGAAACCACGUCGGAUCAUCCUGCUUGUCAAGGCCGGCCAGGCUGUGGAUGAUUUCAUUGUGAAACUGGUGCCCCUAUUGGAAGCUGGUGACAUUAUCAUUGAUGGGGGGAAUUCAGAGUACAGAGAUACCACAAGGCGCUGCCAAGACCUCAAGGCCAAAGGCAUCUUGUUUGUGGGAAGUGGUGUGAGUGGUGGAGAGGAUGGAGCCCGCUACGGGCCGUCUCUCAUGCCCGGAGGGAACAAAGAAGCCUGGCCCCAUAUCAAGACCAUCUUCCAAAGCAUCGCUGCCAAAGUGGGCACUGGGGAACCCUGCUGUGAUUGGGUGGGAGAAGAAGGUGCCGGUCACUUUGUCAAGAUGGUGCACAAUGGGAUAGAAUAUGGAGACAUGCAGCUGAUCUGUGAGGCCUACCACCUGAUGAAGGACAUCCUGGGCAUGGAGCACGAGGAGAUGGCCAAGGUCUUUGAUGAAUGGAAUAAGACAGAGCUGGACUCCUUCCUGAUUGAAAUCACAGCCAACAUCCUUAAGUUCCAAGAUAGUGAUGGCCAGCACCUCCUGCCAAAGAUCAGGGAUAGCGCCGGCCAGAAGGGCACUGGGAAAUGGACGGCCAUCUCUGCGCUGGAGUAUGGGAUCCCUGUGACCCUUAUCGGAGAAGCUGUCUUUGCCAGAUGUCUGUCAUCCUUGAAGGAUGAGCGUGUCCAGGCCAGCAAGAAGUUGGCAGGCCCCCCAAAAACUAAGUUUGAGGGUGACAAGAAAUCAUUCCUGGAAGACAUUCGAAAGGCCCUCUACGCCUCCAAGAUCAUCUCUUACACCCAGGGCUUUAUGCUUCUGCGUCAGGCAGCCAAGGAGUUCGGCUGGACGCUCAAUUACGGUGGGAUCGCCCUCAUGUGGAGGGGCGGCUGCAUCAUCCGCAGCGUCUUCCUGGGGAAGAUAAAAGACGCCUUUGACCGGAACCCUCAGCUCCAAAACCUGCUCCUGGACGACUUCUUCAAGACCGCAGUGCAGAACAGCCAGGACUCCUGGCGGCGGGCGAUCAGCACGGGCGUGCAGGCUGGCAUCCCCAUGCCCUGCUUCACCACUGCGCUUUCCUUCUAUGAUGGGUACAGGCAUGAGAUGCUUCCCGCCAACCUGAUCCAGGCUCAGAGAGAUUACUUCGGGGCUCACACCUAUGAACUCUUAGCCAAGCCAGGACACUUCAUCCACACCAACUGGACGGGCCACGGGGGCAGCGUGUCUUCCUCAUCCUACAACGCCUAAGCACGCUGCAGACUCCGCAGACCCGGCACGUUCUGUUGCCCUCCUCAGCUUGCGCUGCGUCUCUUCCUGUCCCAGGCUCUGAAAAUCCUCCCGUAGGGUCUGCCCGGCGGCCCUAGGGAGACCCCUCCUGUGCCCUCUGCCCUUGCUUUCUUAGAACUUCUAGAAACUGAUCGUGGGAACAGCGGCUCUGCCCGGCGGCCUGCCCCGGCAGCGGGGCAUCGAGGCAGGGAACAGGCUCCCGGAGGGCGGCAGCUUGUCCGUCAUGGCUGGGCUCUCUGGGGGGACGCGUCCAAACUGGAGUCCCGGUCUCUCCGGCACGGGAGAGUGAUCCCCGUUUUACCUUUUAAUAAAAGCACCAUCCUAUUUA
Molecule: messenger RNA, 1947 nt
Organism: Sarcophilus harrisii (Tasmanian devil)
Lineage: Eukaryota; Metazoa; Chordata; Mammalia; Dasyuromorphia; Dasyuridae
Gene: PGD
Product: phosphogluconate dehydrogenase
Exons: 13
Coding region: 129-1580 (483 amino acids)
Biological process (GO): pentose-phosphate shunt, oxidative branch; pentose-phosphate shunt
Cellular component (GO): cytosol
Molecular function (GO): NADP binding; phosphogluconate dehydrogenase (decarboxylating) activity
Source: RefSeq, a predicted model, not a curated record